Molecule: messenger RNA, 2298 nt
Organism: Siniperca chuatsi (mandarin fish)
Lineage: Eukaryota; Metazoa; Chordata; Actinopteri; Centrarchiformes; Sinipercidae
Exons: 10
Coding region: 77-2164 (695 amino acids)
Molecular function (GO): calcium ion binding
Source: RefSeq, a predicted model, not a curated record
UAACUGACGCUUUGAGGGUCAACUUGACUUCAUUUUUUUUUCAGACCAAGUUAACAGACAAAGUUUUGGUAGUAAAAUGCUGCGAAAGAACAGCUUUAGCUUUAAAAGUGUGCUGGUCAUAUUUGUGCUGAUAUUUGGUGUAUUUUGGAAACACUGUGACUCACAGGUGAACAGAGAAGAAGCCAACAAGCCUCCAGAUGGACACGGAGGUGACGACAGUGCUUUCUUCGCCCUGCGGAGCUGCCACCAGCUGCUGCACGGCGACAGCGGCGAGUUUUUCUCCCCGGACUACCUGUGCUCCAACCCGCCUCUGUGGUGCAACUGGACCAUCCAGGUGGAUCAUGGAAAGAGGGUCCAUCUCCACCUGGAGGACCUGACCCCUGAUGAUGCCUGCCACCUCAAACAGGACCAGGUCCACGUGGACGAGCCCACCGAACACUUUAGGGGUCACAAGGUCCUGCAGAAGUGCUGGCGCGAGGCCAAGUACACCUCCUCCUCCAACACUCUGUAUGUGGUACUGCUGAUUGGCGGCUGGCCCAGCCCGCACUACAGGGGCUUCUAUGGCCGCUACCAGGCGUUUGGACCACCAGUGGUUUACAAUCCACAGGAAGGAUUCACAGAGAGAAACAGGAAGUCAGAACCAUCUCCUGGGCUCAUGGACUUCAAUGAAUUUGCACCAGUAAUGAAUGGUGACCAGAUGGAGUCAGACUUGCAGCAGCAUCCAUCACCUGCAAAUUCUGAUCUCAUGUAUGACUAUUAUGAUCAACCUACAGCCAUGAUGGCUGAGCUGCCCGGGGAGCCCGAGGAGGCUGCGGACACAGACAGGGAGGUGGGUGCAAAACAUCAUCCAGCCUCGGAGAACUACAACCACGUCUACCCGUUCACAGCCGUGUCAGCAUUCACACAGGGGACCUCUCGAUUGGAAAGAGGUGCCGUUCAGACCCCUCCAGGCCAGUCCGGCUCCGCCGUCCAUCCCGCGUCUCCACAUCAGCAACACGACAGUCAGAACCAGGAGCUCAAACCCACCACUCGCACCCUGACUGCAGUACGGAGGAAUGUGGAGGAAGCUGCUGUUCCAGAGGAUGAGAGCAGCACACAGAGCCUGUCGGAGGAGACACCUGCUGACGGUUCAGAACAAGCUGCAGAUGGUGAGAACAGGACGGAGGUCAGCGAGGCCUCAGACCAGCUUCCUGCCCCCUCUGAAAGACCCGAACCAGAGGAGACUGAGCAGACUCAUCCUUACCCCAACAUGGUGGAGCCUCUGUCGGACCACAGAGGGACCCUCAACAUUAGAAAUCACUCUGAAAUUCCACAUCUUCCUGGUGAUCACCUGUUUGAAGUGGCUGUUGAAGUGAAUUUGGAUCAGGAUUUGGAGGAGUCCUGGGACAACCAGGCCAGGUCACUGCUGCUGUCAGUAAAGGCUUUGAUCAGCGAGCAGCUGGAGGCUCUGCACACACCGCUGUCCAUUUCUUCUAAAAGAAUAAAAAGGCUGCAUGCAGGAGUGCUGUACAUCCUCUGGCUGCAGAUCGGACAUGGGCUUGGGGGCCCGCAGGUCCACAGGGCCGUCCACUCCGCCCUGCAGGACCUCAUCGCCACGAGCAUCAGAGUAAACCACGGGAAAGCUGUCAUCGCCUCCGUGUCGACUGCAGAUGUAAACGAGUGUGGGACCCAGCUGGUGCUGUGCGACGUUAACGCAGACUGUGUGAACCUGUUCGGUUCGUACUCGUGCCGCUGCAGGCCGGACUUCCAGGACAAGUCCCGCCUGGGAUCAGGAGGAACUGUCUGUAUCGAUGUGAAGGCUGCAGGUUGCAGCUCAGGCCUGUCUGCUGAGACUAAAGGCGUCUACGUGCUUUUCUUCCUGCUCAGCUCCCUCAUCCUGAUCCUGCUGGCGGCGGGCGCCAUGCUGUACCGCCGUCGCCACCGGGGGGCGUUCCUGGUGCGCUGCCACAGCGGCAGCAGCAUGUCACCACCUGACCCCAACAACAACCACCACCAUCAUGCUGACUCUGACUUGCCCCCCCCACCCCCACCUGCCCGGGGCUUCAGGGAGGGCUGGCCCCAGGUGAAGGAGCGCUGCCCGGCUGUGGACUUGCCGCUGCUGCGCUUCAGCCCGCUGCUGCAGCCGGACGGCUACAUGGAGCCGCAGGAGGGCGGGAAGAUGUGAACAGACGGUGGACCUGGAGCUGCGACGCUCCACAGUAUCUUAACUCCAUUCAUUAAAAUCUCUUCUCAUUUACUUUCUUUUUGUCUGACACUGUUGUCCACUGUCGAAUUAAUUAAAGCCACAACAAAACAGCA